CUGCGGGACAUUGCAAGCAAAGAAGGCAUGCGGGGUUUCUACAGGGGCUAUGUGAUGGGGAUUGCGAGUUAUAUACCGUACAACGUGCUGUGGUGGACGACGUACGGCAAGACGCGGCGGCGCAUGGCGGAGCGCAGUCCGGGGGUGCAGAUUGCGUGUGGAGCGGGCAUGGCGGCGCUGUUCUCAGCGGCGUUUAUACAUCCGCUGGAGUUAGUGAAGACGCGGUAUCAGGUUGCGACGAGUGGUACGGUUGCGGCGUCGGAUCGAGAGGGCUUGAUGCAGGUAGUGAGGAAUGUGAGGAGGGAGAAUGGGGUCAGGGGUUUCUAUGCUGGGUUUACGCCGACGGUCAUGAGAAGUGUGCCGAGUGCGAUUAUUAUGAUGAGUGUCUUUGAGUAUUUGAAGGCCGAGAGGAAGGAGGGGGUUGAACAGGCUUUAUGA
This is a messenger RNA of Lachnellula hyalina, 438 nucleotides long. RefSeq names its product putative mitochondrial carrier protein (gene SPAC4G8.08). The annotation marks the transcript as partial. The transcript has 2 exons. The record is from RefSeq and is a predicted model, not a curated record. Lineage: Eukaryota; Fungi; Ascomycota; Leotiomycetes; Helotiales; Lachnaceae.